GUUGUCAGACAUCGACGUCGAAGAGCAUUCCAGUCCGCACCUGAGACUGAUCGAGAUCGAAAGGAAGGGCAGCCAGUGCGGGUUCAAUUUGACCAGGGGCAGAUGGGACCCGUACCCGUGGGUAAGCCGAGUGGCCGAGGGGACGGCAGCGGCGGCGGCCGGCCUGGCGGUCGGCGACUGCGUCAUCGAGGUGAACGGGAAGGACGUGGUGGGCAGAAGGAUAUCGGAGAUAGCGGAGAUGGCGCGGUCGGGGGCCGAGCCGGACCACGUGUCGCUCCUGCUCUGGAACGCUGGAGUGGAUGUGCACUGCACGCCCGAGUCACUCUGCUGUGGCCCACUUCCCCAAAAUUUGCAAAGACUGUCAGCCUGCAUGUCGACAAUCCUGGCGUUUCUGGAAUGCCCUGUAUGUUUGGACACUAUCACCCCUCCCACCUACCAGUGCGAUAAUGGCCAUUUGAUUUGCAUUAGAUGCAGAUCGAAAUCUGAGAGAUGUCCAGUAUGUAGACUGAGAUUACAAAGAGGAAGAUCUCUCAUUUCGGACCAGAUAUACAACGCUGUGGUGGACGCCUUCGAUUUGAAAGAUGAUUCCGAAGAGCUGAGAGCCACUAAGAUUCAGCAUGUUUUCAAGAAUAGGAACAAAAAACAGAGUAUUCCCGAUAUAAAAGUCACCCAGUCUUACACCAAUAAACUCAUUGCCAAAAUUACUGGAAAAUCAUCAUCAGUAGAUAACCUUUCGUCCAACAACAUGAAGCUAUUGACGCCUAAUAAUGUGCCUGACGAAAAUGGGUUCACAAAUGGACAGUUGAGAAGCAAAUCAUUAUCCACCAAUGAAAUUUUUUUCAACGAGAGCCCAAUUGUUUCACGAAGCGGGUCCAUGAAUCGACUGAAUAGAAAAGAAUUGAAUGCAUUGAAUGUUAAUAAAGAUUACGUAUUGAAGCCAGCUUCUUAUCACGGUUCUCUAGAUUCUUUGGACGUUUCUACAAACCAAGAUUGUUCGACGUCUAUAGAUGAAGCCGAACUGUACCAUUGCCCAUUCUCAAGUGACUGUUCACAUCUAAUAAAAGGUAGUGAUAUUUUUGAGCACUUCAAAAUCAUCCAUAACCACAGUGGACCUUUGAUUCAAUAUUUCACUUCAGACAUCAGCAUAAAUCUCAAAGAACUAGAUGGCAUUCGAGAUACAUGUUACGUAAUUUCAAGCAAUAAAGAUAUAUUCUUCUUCAAAAUCAGUAAACACAUCAUUGAAGAUCAAAAUACGGUUUGGUCCGAUAUUUUACUUUGGGUUUGGUACCUGGGAGACAAAAAAUCUUCUAGAGAAUACGAACUUCAAGCUGAAAUAAAAAAUAGCCUUGAUAAAGAUCUACUGUUCAGUGUGAGGAGUUCAGUAUUUUCUUUGGCUACGUCUUCAUUACGAGACAUCGAAGAGUCUAAGAGAGGGAUAUUUCUGAGUUCGAAGACCUUGGAAGCACUAGGACAUCCUUUGAAGCAGCUAUUACUCAAUAUCAAAAUUAUAAAAAUCAGUAUUUGAAAUAAAUUUUUCUAUUGAAUCUUGUUCAUUGCCAUCAUAAUAAUCAAUAUAUGAACCCACUGUGCUAUUCAUAAAUCCUGAAUUGAUCAAAAGGUUACAUAAACAACAAUAAUA
Molecule: messenger RNA, 1639 nt
Organism: Phaedon cochleariae (mustard beetle)
Lineage: Eukaryota; Metazoa; Arthropoda; Insecta; Coleoptera; Chrysomelidae
Source: the annotation of a GenBank genome assembly